UCCUAUGCUUGCGGAGUCCUUAGGGAAUUUACCACCUAUUCUAUGCCAAAUUGGUGAUGAAAAAUUUCGUGACGAAACAAUCCUAAUUAGUUAUAAAGCCGCAAGUCCUCGUGAAUAUCAAUUACCUUCAUAUGCAACUAAAAAUUUUGAAAAGUCUCCUUUUAAGAAUCCUACUAAAGUUAUACUUGAAGUUUAUGAUGAUAUGCCUCAUUCCUGGCACGUGUUAUCGUUUUCCAAACCUUCUAAAAUAGCAUUUGAACGUUGUGGCGAUUUUAUAAAACGUGUUACUUCUAUAGAAGAUAACAAUACUUCUAUAAUCGAUCUUGUUAAAGAAGAUGUAGUAUCUCCCUCUACUUCUAUUUCCCCAUCAUUUAUUGCAAUGAGAGUUAGUGCAAAUGGUGAGAUCAGAGAAUUGAAUGAAACUGAUCGGGAUUGUCUAAAAUGGGAUAAAAUUGGCAUAGUGCCUAAAGAAGAAUUUACAAAAAAUGGGACAAAAACAGUGACACCAAUAAUUGAAGGUACAGUUCAAGAUAUCUUAUGUGUGCAAUAUAAAUCAAUGAUUUCCCAUAGUACGAGUCAA
Molecule: messenger RNA, 580 nt
Organism: Dentiscutata heterogama
Lineage: Eukaryota; Fungi; Glomeromycota; Glomeromycetes; Diversisporales; Gigasporaceae
Source: the annotation of a GenBank genome assembly